AAAAAAAAUAACAACAGCAAACGUUUCUAACAAUAGUAAAUUUCUAUUCCUUUAUUCCUUGAUUAACACAUUAAUUAACACAUAAAAAUACAGAGAUAAAUUUCGACGGAUCUUUUUAAUAAUUUAAAUAAUUAAAAAUUCAAAAAUAUAUUUUAACCAUUACUUUUAUUGAAUUUUUAUAAGUUUAAUUUAAUUUUAAGUUUUUAAAAUGUCGGAUAAAAAAAUUUGUGAAGUUUGUAGAAGCACAAAUUUUGUAAUUGAAGACGGAAACUUUUUUUGUACACAGUGUUUUACUCAAAAUGAAAAUAUUCUUGAGAAUAUAAAAGAGACAAGGAUUGAUCGAACGACACAUAUAAAAACUGUAAGAAAAAUAAAAGCUAAAAAAGCUGAUAAACUAAUUGAAGGAUGGACAUCGUGGGAAUUAUACAAUUUUGUUAUUUAUGGACUAAGUAAUGAAGUUAUUGAACUUGGAGCUCCAUCAACAAUAAAAUUAACAAUAUUACAAUUAUGGACAGCUUAUUUAAAAAAAUUAGAAGUUGCAUUUACUUCCAAGGGAAAGAAGAUUAUUCCAAAAUUAGCAAAAGUAUUCAACAAAAGAGAUGCAGAAAUUAUUUACGGAAAAAUUGAACAACGAAAAAAACGAAAAAGAAGAAAAAGUAAUACCAGUGCUUCGUCUAUGACUUCUAGUUUUCAAAGCUCAGGAAGUAACAAAAGAAUGUCACAGCAAUUUUUGGCAAACUCUAUGGCGGCGGAAUACGAGAAAGUAAGCUCAGCAAAUGAUUCAUUAAGUUCAUUUUCAGCAAAUCAAAGUUUAAGUAGCUUGCAAUCUAGUUUUAGUCAAGGUUCUUCUACUAAAACCAAAUUAAAAUUCAAUAGAGGUGCUAGAGCAGAAGCAAGAAAAAUAAAGGUACUGUCAUCGAAAGUCUCCUAUUCGCGACGUCGAAAAUCCAGAAAAGGACAAGUAACCUCGCGUUAUAAACUAGGACCACAAGUAAUUACACCAACAAAAUUAUGGGCGAUAAUUUAUCUUGCACUCAGAAUACAUGAUGUUGAUAUUCAACUAUCGGAUAUGCUUCGAUAUGGCAAAGAAGGACAUUUAUCGUAUUACAAAAUGGAUCAUUUGAUUCCCGAGGAAGUUUCUUUAAGCAAACAGAAUGUUACCAUGCUAACUCCAAUAAAUGAAUUGACAUACAAAGGUCUUCGAGAAUUAUCGGCUGGUAUUGCAAAUUUUCUAAACGUCACUUUUGACACACCAAAUUUUUUAUGUCUUGUUGAAAAAUAUUGUCAAGAACUACAACUUCCAAGAGGAAUUUUACUAUAUACAGAAAAACUGUUGACUCUAUGUUCUCCAAAGAUGAAGUUUUAUGGACAGAACUUUAUUCCAAAUUAUGAAGGCAGAGCAAUGGCUUUUAUUAUAGUCAUAAUGAAAAUUUUGUUUGGUUUGGAUGGAAUAACUGAAUUUGAAAUCAGCAGAGUUGCAGAAAAGAUAAACAAAGAAGGUAGUGAGAAAGAAGUUCUUUUAUCGAGACUGUUUAGUUUUCGUGAAUGGCAGCGUUUUAUUGAAUGUCGACAUGCUGUUUUAUCGGAAGUCCAUUUUCCAAGCAAUAUCAAAUACAAUCCCGAUGCACCUGGAAAUAGUCAUUUGUUUCUCAGAUUUUUGGGUCUCAUACAAUCGAAAAGGGAAAGCGAACAAGCGCUAGUUGUUAAUACGGUGAAACCAAUUCCAGAACUUUUACGAAAAGGAUUUCAAUCGUGUUUCGAUACUUUAAAUGAAAAUCUUCCACCGUUAAAAGAAAUUGUCAUGUUUCCUCCAUCACUAACGCCACAAUAUUCCUAUAUUCAACAACUUUUGGAUGAUCCUUACAAUGACUUGCCUGCAAUUCUCAAGAUAAAUUUUUAUGACACAAAAAUUGGGUACACGACAAAGUCAGAUUUAUUGGAGGAGUUGGCAAAUCAAUGUGACAUUGAACUAAAAAUUAUCGACACCAACUUGCACUUUGUGGAGAAACAAGUUUCCGAAUUCAACGAUCCACUAGUGUUGAGUAAGCAAAAAUUAACUGAAAAUGUGAUAAUAGAAGAGCCUGAAAGAAAAGGGAAAAAUUCAGUCAAAAGCGAAAAUCUAUUUGAUUAUUUACAUCGAAAAGUUGACAGUAAAGUGGCGGUAAAUUAUACGAAAAAAAAUUAUUACGAUAUUAUGAAAUCUUCGACUAACGAAGUAUUGGAAUCGAAUUAUUCGAAUGAAUUUAAUUUCGAUCAAGUUGGAUUUGAUGGAAAAUUGUUGACUCAAAUUGAUAGUGACUCUGAGGAUGAAAAAUUGAACAAAUCUUUAAAUAAGAUAAAUUUAAUGUCCAAUGAUAAUGUUGCAGAAAAGAAAUUUCAAAAAACAUAUAAUUUAAGUUUAUCAAAACACGAGGAAAAAGCUGCGAUUGAAUCGAAAAAUAUUUUAAGUAAACGACGUAAAAUUGAAAAAAUUUACCAUCGUAAUGCAAGAGGAAGAUUUGUCAUGAGCAAAGAAAAAUCUAAUGAAAUAGAGGGAGAAGAAUCCAGUAGCAGCGUGGAAAUUGAAGUUGACGAAUUUGUAAAUUUUAAAGAUGAAAAUUUGACAGAAGAUCCGGAAAUUUUUAUUUUGAAAGAUUUUAAUGAAAACCGAAAUAUUUUCAAUCGUUGUGUAAGUUUUCGACCCUAUAAAGAUUAUUGGAUGUAUAAUUGUCUAUUUAGUCGCAUGAGAUUAAAUAAUUUUCAAUUAUUUGAGAAAGAAUUACCAAUCAGUUUUCGUUGGUUAUUGCGCAAAUGUGCUGAUACUAUUGAAAUGUCAGAGCUCGAUUUAUAUGAAGAAGUUUGUCUCGUAGAAGCUUAUUGUACUCAUAUUUUAAAACCUCAUUUGGAAGGUGAAGAAAAAGGAAAUUCUCAAAACUCUGUCAAUAAAAAAUAUCGUAACUCUAUUUUACAAAAGUGGUAACAAUUUGAAGUUGAAAAAAAACGAAUCAAACUCAUCCGUUAAAAAUGGAAACUUGAGUUUAUCACCUACAGUUCAACUUAAAUUUUAAAUUUAAAAAUAUUUUAUUUUAAACUUUCGAAUUUGAUUUUUCAAUUACUUCUUUUUAUUAUUUUUAAACUAAAAUCAUUAAUUGUUAAAGUUUUUUAAACAUAAAAGUUGUAAAAAUAAUGUGAAAAUAAAAAAGCUGUGUAAAAAAUA
Messenger RNA from Leptopilina boulardi, 3196 nucleotides. RefSeq names its product TATA box-binding protein-associated factor RNA polymerase I subunit B (gene TAF1B). Gene Ontology annotation, molecular function: RNA polymerase I core promoter sequence-specific DNA binding. The coding region runs from base 209 to 2959 and encodes 916 amino acids. The transcript is spliced from 11 exons. Gene Ontology annotation, biological process: RNA polymerase I preinitiation complex assembly; nucleolar large rRNA transcription by RNA polymerase I. Gene Ontology annotation, cellular component: RNA polymerase transcription factor SL1 complex; RNA polymerase I core factor complex. Lineage: Eukaryota; Metazoa; Arthropoda; Insecta; Hymenoptera; Figitidae. The record is from RefSeq and is a predicted model, not a curated record.